Messenger RNA from Haliotis rufescens (red abalone), 2062 nucleotides. RefSeq lists its product as uncharacterized. Bases 5 to 2062 code for a protein of 685 amino acids. The transcript has a single exon. The record is from RefSeq and is a predicted model, not a curated record. NCBI's taxonomy places the organism in Eukaryota, Metazoa, Mollusca, Gastropoda, Lepetellida, Haliotidae.
UUGAAUGCAAUUGACGAGAAUGACUAAACGCUUACGAAUAUGUGGAUUCUUUGGAUCAUGGAUAUUCCUCGCAUUAUGUGCUGUUGUCUUAAACAUUUUAAAUAUCGACUGGAUUGAGACGUCUAUGUCAAGAGGAAUCGUCAUAAUAUUGGUGGUAGGUGUACUGCAAGGUUCCGUGAUGGAGUUCCCGAUGUUGACGCUAGCCACGCUUUUUCUUGGAGGCGACAGACGAGAGAAUAAUCGCGCCUCAGCCGAUCAUCUAUCAUUAGUCCUCAACUACAACCUCCUCGCCGUCAGCAGAGACGACAUCGACGAAUGUCUACAGGCCAUGUACGACACCUAUAUGGGGAACCUCUCUCAGAAUGUAUGUGCUGUGUUAGUUAGCGCUACCAAUUCAGAGGAACUUAAGAAUUAUGAGCUGGAGGUGAGAGAUAACUUUAGGGCUCUGGUGCACAGUAAACUUUUCUGGGAAGGUAUACAUUAUGCCAGCGGUAAUAGAGACCUGGUAGAUUCUCAACGCUUACAUCAUAUCUGGUCGAAAUAUGACGGUAUGGACACUGGUAACUUUAAACGAACCUGUCUGGAGGAAAUAUGUCAUCGCAUUGCACACAAUUUUAUGGUGAUACAUAGGGUAAGCAGAGUUCUGAAAAAAUGUGGUCAAUAUCAGGAUUUAAUGCUUCUGUCAGGUGGUGACAAUGAAGCAUAUACGUACACCGAUACAGAGUUUUAUGGCACAUGCGCCAGACCCUAUGGGGAACCUUUAUUUCAUGACUCUGAGGAUACAAAGAAUAUAUACGACCGUCAUUUUGAUUACACGUUCGUUUUGGACAGUGAUACCAUGGUAGUGCCUGGAUUUGCUAUGAAACUGUUGGGAAUUGCGGCAGCGCAUCCUGAACGCGGGAUCAUCCAGCCAGCAAUAAAACUUCAUUGUUCAAUCACAGACACGUUGUUUAUGCAUCUUGAACAGACAAGACAAGAUAUAUAUGAACCAUUAACAAACGCUAUCACAGAUCUGUUGGGACAGUCGUCCUAUUUCGGUAAAGCUUUGAUCAGGAACUCCGUUUAUAUUGAGAACGUCAUAGGAACCAGAGACAAUCUCAUAGAGCGGGUCCCCGUCGAUGUUCUCAGCCACGACACAUUUGAAGCUGCUCUUCUCAAACCACUCUAUGUAGGGUCCGUUUACCUCCUGGAGGCGCCCUCCUACAACUACGUGGCCUGGAAUAUUCGGGAAAGACGCUGGAACAGAGGUGAGGUUCUGUUGUCCAUGUACUUUUGGAAGAACGCCAUCGGUAUACCAAUGCGAUGGCUCCAGAAGAAGCUUCAAGGAGAGAAGUUCAAUGCCACCAAACUGAGAACCGAGUCAAAGCUGGACUUUGUCACGUCGUACAUUGCUCACUCCGCCCUGCGUCAGAUGUUCAUGAAGCCGCUCCUGCUGGCAUACAUCAUCAUCCACUACCACACACAUCUCCGUUAUAGGUACGCCUCCAUCAUCAUCGUCAUGUUCCUCGUCCUCGUCUUCCCAAAGUUUGCCACCUGCACCCGAGAAAACUACAAGUAUGUGUUCCUCGAGACUGUCGCCUCCAUCCUCCAGUUCACACCUGAGGCAAUGGUGGGAUGCGUACGAAUCGUACGGGCCAUUCAGGCCAAUAUUACCAACAACGUACAUUGGAUACCUCAAAGAGCCGUAGAAGAAGAAUUUAAGUCCUCCAAUCCGUUUUUGUCAGCUUGGAAGCACUUAUGGGGAUAUUCAUUGGUGUCUUUGAUACUCGUCGGUUUAGUUGUAGUUUAUUUUACAGAUGGGAUGUUUAUGUUAUUUAUGCUUGGGUCGUUGUUUGUCCUGCCAUUUUACACGGGUGUUACGUGUCUAACUCCAAACAUGACAUCGACAAGACGUUCAAUCAUUUCUGAAGAUGAAGAAUCACUCAUAGGAACUGGCAAACCCCCUCCUGCAACCCAAGAGCAAGAAAAACCGCCAACUAAAAGGAAAAGUAUAUUUAAGUGUUUCCACAUGUUUGGUGUGUGUUUCCUCUUGGAUGACCAGUAUUUUUUAAGCCGACUAUGA